Molecule: messenger RNA, 3214 nt
Organism: Crotalus tigris (Tiger rattlesnake)
Lineage: Eukaryota; Metazoa; Chordata; Lepidosauria; Squamata; Viperidae
Product: cytochrome P450 2W1-like
Exons: 10
Coding region: 97-1662 (521 amino acids)
Biological process (GO): xenobiotic metabolic process
Cellular component (GO): intracellular membrane-bounded organelle; cytoplasm
Molecular function (GO): heme binding; oxidoreductase activity, acting on paired donors, with incorporation or reduction of molecular oxygen, reduced flavin or flavoprotein as one donor, and incorporation of one atom of oxygen; iron ion binding
Source: RefSeq, a predicted model, not a curated record
UCUGGGCGAAGGUUUCUGAAGAGGACUGGAACAAUGGUCUGGGCUAUUUCGCAACUAUUUUGAAGAACUGCCAAGUUGGCUUCUUACCAGAUAAAAAUGCCUUAUCAACCCUUGCUCCAUCAGACUUUCUCACCAUACUUCUUCUCCAAAGCUACUCGCAACAUGGCUCCCUGGAUAUCUUUCCUCCUCCAUCCAACCAUCAUCUUCUGCUUGAUUUUACUGUUUCUAUUAACAAAACUUUUACUGAGCAACCUCAGCUGGUCAUCUCGACGUAUGCCUCCUGGACCUACCCCACUCCCUAUCAUUGGCAAUUUGCAUUUGAUCAAUAUUACAAGGCAAGAUGUCUCAUUUAUGGAGCUUUCCAAAAAAUAUGGCCCUGUCUUCACUCUCCAUUUUGGUCGACAAAAGUUUGUGGUGCUGGUUGGCUACGAGGCGGUGAAAGAGGCACUCCUGAGCAAGGGAAAUGAGUUUAUCGACAGGCCUCCGAUCCCCAUAUUCUCACAGAUCCAACAUGGGAACGGUAUGUUCUUCUCCAUUGGAGAAGUGUGGAAGGACACCCGUCGGUUCACCUUGUCUACCAUACGGAAUCUCGGGAUGGGCACCUCAGUGAUCGAAGGAAAGAUGCUUGAAGAGCUGAAUUUCCUGGUUGAGCAGGUCAACUCCUUUAAAGGUGAGCCUUUUUCAUUGAAGGCCUUCUCUGGUGCUCCCACAAAUAUCACCUUCACCGUACUGUUUGGAGACAGGUUUGACUAUGCUGACCCAACUUUCAAGACCCUCUUAAGACUCAUUGAUGAAGUCAUGAGUCUUCUGGGGUCUCCAUCCUUACAGCUGUUUAACAUCUAUCCGUUCCUUGGAUUCCUUUUCAAACCCCAUAAAAUGAUCUUGAAAAAAAUCAAAGAAACCUGCGCCAUCAUAGAAAAAUAUUUGCGAGCUAGCAGGGAGACGCUGAGCGGGGACCAGCUACAAAGCUACAUCGACUCCAUGCUGUUCAAACAGCAGCAAGAGGGAGAGACUAGCAAGAAGAACAUCUUUCAUGACCAUAAUGUCAUGGCCUCGGUGCUUGAUCUGGUCAUGGCUGGGACGGAGACCACCGCCACCACUUUGCAGUGGGCUAUUCUGCUGAUGAUGAAGUACCCUGAGAUCCAGAGGAAGGUCCAACAGGAAAUCCAGCGAGUGCUUGGAUCAGAGCGUUUACCUGUCUAUGAAGACAGGAAGCGGAUGCCCUUCACCAACGCCAUGAUUCAUGAGGUCCAGAGGCUUGCUUCUGUUGUGCCACAGUUGCCACGCUGCACUGCCGUGGAUACCCACUUCCAAGGCUACUUUAUUCCAAAGGGAACAGCAGUGAUUCCUUCUCUGACCUCCUCGCUUUAUGACGAAACCCAGUGGGAGACUCCCUACAAGUUUAACCCCAACCAUUUUCUGGAUGCUGAAGGGAACUUUGUGAAGAAAGAUGCCUUCGUGCCUUUCUCAAUAGGACGCAGGAACUGCCUUGGGGAAAGCCUGGCCAAGAUGGAACUCUUCAUCUUUGUGACCGGAUUGUUGCAAAGGUUCAUAUUUCAAGCCCCGCCUGGAAUGAAGGAAGCAGACCUGGAACUUACGACCGAGCCCGCCUUCACUCGGAGGCCUCAGCCCUACUCUACCUGUGCCGUGCCCACCAACUAGGACCCGGUUUCUCAACCUUGGCCACUUUAAAGAGGUGCGGACUUGAACUCCCAGAAUUCCCCAGCCACUCUCCUCUCUCUCUUGACUUAAUCCAGCAUUCUGGGUGCUAAAUUAAUACUUCUGCCAUUAAAGUCUGUUGCAAAUGGGGGGAGCUGUUGUGUCCAGUCGCUAUUACCAUCCCUUUCUUGAAAAAUGAAAUGACAAAUGGAAAUUAUUAUUUAUGUAUCUGGGGAAUCAAAUUUGUGCUGUGGGUUCUGGAAAGGGUUUUUUGUGUGUGUGUGUUUUGCAAAUAAGAACAGCCCAUUAAAAACAUGUGAAAGUAGCAUGUAUAGUGGAAGGCCCAAAAUCUUGUAUAUGAAAACUUUCACUAAACCCAGUCCAUUCCUUUAAUCUUUGGGCCUCUUUGGAAAACUUUGGAGAAGUGCUAAUAUUUGGAUAUAUUUUUUUCUAUUUCUCUCCUUGACUCUGCUGCCACCUAGUGGUGACAGGAGGGCUAUGAGUGUCCGUUCCUCAGUUCUUAAUGUCUGCUGCCCCCUCCCGGCUUAUUCAUGAAACAGGAACUUGUGUUUUCAUAACCACGAUGGAGCUCGGAAAAGAGGAGAGGAACUUGACCCCGAGUCAUGGGGGUCACUUAAGACCCUCAUUCUUGGUGAUGUGCUCCUGAGGUAAGGCUCAAGCCAUGGUCGAUCUUGAAUCGGGUCAGCAUCCAAUUCUAAAAUGAACUUGUGGGGGGUGGGAGGAGGAGGAGGACUGUGGGGUCUCUGGUGCUCUCUGAGCUUGGUUGUUUUCUUACAGACCUUUCAUUACCCAAACUAGGGAACAUCAUCAGUGCUAGAAGGGAGUGGAGUUUGCAGGGAGGAGGAGGAGGAGGAGGAGAUGUUUUGGGGAUGGCAGCACAAUCUGAAAGCCAUUUAUGACUUCUCAAGAACCUUGGAAACCAAGAAAACAAAGCAACGGACCAUCGAACAGAUCAACCCAGAGUUCACACUUGAGGCAGAGAUGAUCGUAUUGUGGAUCAUUCUCCAAAGAGCUGGUUCUCUUGAGAAGUUCUUAAUACUGGGAGGAAAGAGAAGAAGGGGACAACCAGGCAGCAAAGUGGAUGGGCUCAAUUGCAGUGGCGAUGGAUGGAGACCUGAAGCACCUGGUGGAGUAUAGAUCCUCCGGAGAAGAAGAGGUGGGACCUACACAGUCAACAAUAUCAUUAUUAUCUCUUGGGAAAUGGCAGUGACAAAUUUCAUUGUGGCUGUUGGCACCAAACUCACAUUUCAAGAACAGGCUGGUUAAUGAUAACCCACCUUCAGAGAUCUGUAAGACUCUUGGUUUUAACAGAUCAACCUUCCAGAUGUUUCACUUAAGCAAGAAUUUUGAUCACGUCACCAUGGGGAUGUUGCAACGGUCGCAAGUGUGAAAAAUGGUCAAAAGUCACUUUUUUCAGCACCGUUGUAAUUCGAGGAUUAGAUGUAUUGUUUGGCUGGACAUCCCAUUUCAGCAUUCAUACAAACGUGUAACUAUUGUUUAUGACAUUUUAUUAAAGAACAAUCAUACUGGUAAA